Molecule: messenger RNA, 4043 nt
Organism: Armigeres subalbatus
Lineage: Eukaryota; Metazoa; Arthropoda; Insecta; Diptera; Culicidae
Product: elongator complex protein 1-like
Exons: 4
Coding region: 154-3972 (1272 amino acids)
Biological process (GO): tRNA wobble base 5-methoxycarbonylmethyl-2-thiouridinylation
Cellular component (GO): elongator holoenzyme complex; cytosol
Molecular function (GO): tRNA binding
Source: RefSeq, a predicted model, not a curated record
UUUCGACCGUUUCUGAACCCUCUGAACUGAAUUUGAAACCGGGAAACAAAACAACGUGCGUGCUUAAAAAAUUUAAUCACAUUUCAUUUUGCAUUCAAUUUGUCAUCGAAUUUUCGUUACUGCUACAUCGUAAAUCGGUAUACAAAUUUUGCGAUGAAGAAUCUAUAUCGCGUAGCUCUUCAGAGCGUCUGCUUUGAGGGGCUCCCGUCAUCACCGAAUCACCAGCGCAGCCUGAUGGUAGUGGAUUCCAACAGCAACAAUCUGGUGUAUGUCGCCAUCGGAGCGACUGUGUACCGGCUGGACCGGACAAAUCCGUUAAAUCUGGAAGAAAUAGCGCUUCUCCCGGAAAAAGUGGUGGUCGCCGUUGAACAUUUGGCACUGAACGAUGAGCUUUGCUUGGCAACGAGUGCGGGUGAGGUGUUGGUACUGAAUUUGGGCCGUCCAACAGAGGAAGCGGAAGUGGUGACGUUUUGCGAUGGUGGACUGGAGGCGAUGAGUUGGAGUCCCGAUCAAGAGGUGGUGGUGUUUGUCGAUAGUAAUUUGAACGUAGUCACGAUGAAUAGCGCCUACGAUCCGAUUAACGAAGUGUGCCUCAAGGAUGAUACCUUCGGCGAUCGGGAGUUCAUGAGUGUUGGAUGGGGUAAGAAGGAGACACAGUUUCACGGAUCGGAAGGAAAGGGUGCGGCACGCAAGAAGAAAGAGGAAGCGGAAGUUGCGGUCGAUGUGAGCAAGAUCGAUCCAAAAGUUGAGAUAAGCUGGCGAGCGGAUGGAGAAUAUUUUGUUGUUGGCUUCCUGGGUCCCUUUGGGCGAGCUUUCAAAGUGUUCAGCAAAGAAGGUGCGCUGCAAUUUACAUCGGAGAAAUGUUACGGUUUAGAAGUACCAAUGGGGUGGAAGCCUUCCGGGCUGUGGAUCGCGAUUCCCCAGGUGCUGAAAGAUAAAUACGUCGUGGCACUGUUCGAGAAGAAUGGAUUGAAGCAUAGAGAGAUAGAUCUGCCAUUUAAGCAGGGAGAGGAAGAAGUCAAAGGCAUCUAUUGGAGUCACGACUCGGAAGUGUUGGUGAUUAGAACGCGUAAGACAAGCAGCGGAUUAAAUUGUUUGUACUUUUUCAUUAUCUGCAACUAUCAUUGGUAUAUCAAACAAUACCAAGAAUUUGAUCAGGAAAUCCUAGAAGUUCAAUGGGAUUUGAAAUAUUCUGAAGGACGAACGCUGCAUGUUUUAUUGGAGAAUGGUAAAUAUGAGGUAUCACGAUGGGAUUUUUCGGUGGAUCAUUCUACUGGAUUACAGAACACAGAUCAGUCGCUUGUGACAGUUAUCGACGGAGCUACGGUGUUGCUGACUAAUUUCCGAGGCGUAGUAACGCCGCCACCAAUGUGCGGUUUCACCCUAAAAGUUGACAAGUUUGUCAACUCUGUGAGUUUCCUACGAAAUGCAGAAGAACCAUUGAAUUCGAACUGUUUCGCUGUUGUUGACUUCAAUAAUAGGGUUAGCUUUUUCAAACCUGACUUCACGGACACAUCAGUUCGGCGCCUUACCGGUGUUCAAUUACUGGCCAGCCCAUUUGAAAUAGGCUCAGGGAUUUUUUCUCAUUGGCAAUGGUUGUCAAAUGAUAUUCUACUCUUCGUCGAAGGUUCCAAUCUUUUAAAGAUUCUCAAAGUCGAUUUAGUCAAAGGAGAGUUUAGUGUAUUGGAGUCGCUUACUGUCGGAUUGGAAACAGAUCGAAUUGGUUGUAUCGAGUCUAUCAAUGAAUCAUCCGCUUUUAUAGAAACUUUCACGGGCCAGUUGUACAAAAUAGAACUUAAGCCUUCAAUUUCUUUAAGCAAAAACCUCAAUCUGCCGGAAUUUUGCGAACAGUUGCGUGUUCAUCGCGUGGCAAACUGCACGCCCAAGCUCUUCUCGCUGCGAAAUCGUCAAAAUCUUUAUGCCGAUGGUAUCAAACUUGCUUCAGAUGUCACAUCGAUAUUCCUAACGGAGCGUUAUCUCCUGUUUACCACAAUUGUGGAUUUUAAGUUUGUGGACUUGCACACGAAUGUGAUUGUUGGUGAACGUCGCGUUGAACGUGGCUCUAAGCUUGUGGUUGUGGUACCCAAAUCAGCUCGUACUGUUUUCCAACUUCCACGAGGAAACCUGGAAGCUAUCGCGCCUCGAAUUCUUUCGCUUUGCCUAGUGGCAAACCACUUGGACGCUUUGGAGUACCUGAAGGCAUUCGAUAUACUUCGUAAAGAGCGGAUAAAUCUCAACCUAAUCGUUGAUCACAACCCUCGUUUGUUCCUGUCCAAUCUGGAUCGGUUUCUUGAGGAAAUCACAAAUGUUAACUGGUUGAACUUAUUCAUCAGUGAUCUACAGAAUCAGGAUGUUUGUAGCACCAUGUAUGGGAGUAAUUAUUUGAGUCGUGAGUUGAACGGCGCCAUCGAUGGAUAUCAGGUCGAAACCAAAUCGGAGUUUCUCUGCGAUCGUUUGCUGACGGCGUUAGAAUCGUCCAAUACAAACAUCAACUACAUGCUUCCGAAAAUCACUUGCUACGUGAAGAAAGGGAUGCUAGAACAAGCCCUGGAAGUAAUUUGGAAUCUCAAAAAAACACCAGGAAAAGGCGACGAUGCGGACGAAGCCCUUAAGUACCUUUUAUAUUUGGUGGAAGUCAAUGACCUGUACAACGUGGCCCUAGGAAUGUACGAUUUUGGAUUGGUCCUAUUCGUGGCUACGAAGUCACAAAAGGACCCCAAAGAGUAUCUUCCAUUUUUAAACGAGUUGAAGCGUUUGGACGAAAACUACCGCAAAUACAAAAUCGAUUGCCACUUGAAACGCUUCGACAAGGCGAUCCGGAACAUUGCUCAAUAUCAGAAUGACGAAGAAAAGUUCCAAGAGGCACUGCAGUUAACGAUCGCUCACGGACUGUAUGGUAAGGCAAUGGCUGCGUACAAAAGCAACGACAAAUACUAUCAGAAGGUUUGCUCCUGUUAUGGAGAUCACUUGAGGCAGAACAACAAACAAGUGGAUGCUAGUUUAAUCUACGAAAAGGCCGGUGACUUUCAACAGGCUAUUGCUGCGGCGAGGAAUGCAGCAGAUUGGAGGAGGUGCCUUAAUUUGGCAAUCACAGCGGGCUACAGCGAUGAUGAACUCCGCCGUCUAGUUCAGUCAUUGAUUCCGGCCCUUCAAGAGGGUGGAGAAUACGAAGCGGCUUCCAGAUUGGCUAAGGAUUACCUAAAAGACCAUCGAAUUGCUGUGGAGAUUCUCCUGAAAGACCAUCUGUUUGAUAAAGCACUGCUGGAGGCUUACCUCUGUGAUCGAACUCUGGUAGAUAGCCUUAUCCGUCCGAACUUGGAAGAAUAUCUGCAAAAUUUCUUGCUUAAAUUGGCCACAGAGAAGGAAGAAUUUUUGAAACACAAAACUCGACUUCUGCUGGUACGAGAGGAGAAAGCCAAAAAGAAGCUUGACCCACAACCUGACGAUGACGAUACCAAUCUGGACGACUGUGAUCUAUAUUCGGAAGUAUCAACAAUUGCCUCCUCGAGGCAAACGGCCAGCUCGGGACGUUCGGGUAAGUCUCAUCGCUCCAGCAAAAAUCGACGGAAGCACGAGCGGAAGCUGCUUAGUCUGAAGGAAGGCAACCCGUACGAGGACAUUGCUCUGGUCGAUGCUCUACAUGCGCUUGUCGUGCGCUUAUGCUCCGUGGAGCGACAGCGACAGGUGCGGUCCCUCUGCAAGGUGGCCAUCGAGAUGGAUUUCAUCGAUCAGGCUUCCCAGGUACAGAAAGAUUACGGCGAACUGUUUCACGUUGUCAAGUUCUCGCUGGAUGCCAUUUGGAUACCGGAAAUGGUGGUGCCCGGCAGCGGGCAGGAUGUUGAGGCGACAGCACAGGCUACCGGCAAUUUGGAGCUGGUACAGAAUGUGCAACACUACGCUAUGAUUAAACCGCAUCAGCGAUACAAGCCUGAUCUUCAAGUUGUGCCUUGGCAGUUUGAAGUGCUGAAGUAAGACAUUUGUUAAGUAUAGCAGAAAGGAAGUGAUUCAAUACAUAGUGAUGUAAAUUUUAAGAAUUAUGCGAC